UGAAUGAUGCAAUUUCAGUUCUUUUUCUCUUUCAUUUACUUUGGUAGUUUCAAGAACUUUUCCCCUUUUCCCUGGUCGUUUUUCUUCUGCAUGCGAAGAUUUGUGGAAAUACACUCAUCCUUGUGUGUUUUUUCAACUUUGUCGAUUCUUUCUUUUCUUUCUUUUCCUCACAUCAAUAAUUUCCAAAGGAAGCAAGUCAUUCAAUGAUUUAAUCAUUUAUUGAAUUUUGAUUUAAAAGUUUUAAUGGAGUUAUAUAUUUAAAAUAUUAAUUAGAUCCGUACAUGGGUCCGAAAGAGAAUUUUAGGAUGAGGAAGAGAAACUUUUAUAAUUGAGAAUAUGGAGGGAUUAAAUUAUAAUUUGGUCUUGGGGCAACUCCCUUUUGGCAUGCUCUAUUUUAGUGACAAUAAAAUAAUAGAGGCCGAGUUGCUGUAGAGAGGAAGAAGAAACACAAGAUCAAGAAACUAUGGGAUCAAGUUUGUCUGUGUUAGCAUCAAUUGCAAUUCUUCGUAGCUCAUUCAAUGACUUUGUUCCACAAGAACUACGCAGUUACAUAAUAGAAUUCAGUCGGCGAUUCUCUUCAGAGCUCACCAUAGUUGUUAAAGAAUCCCAUGAAGGAUCAACGAACCAUCUUUUCAAUGCUCUGUCUACAUAUCUUGGCAGCAAUGCUUUCAACAAUCCAUCUGCUCCCAGGCGCGUGGCUGUCGGCAAGAGUGAGAGCAUGAAGGUAUUAACUUAUGGUCUGGACAGGAACUCAGAGAUCAUUGAUGUUUUUCAUGGUGUUCCUAUGAAGUGGGGUUACUAUACUGAUUUUAACUCCACACUUCACUUUGAACUGAGAUGGUAUGAGCUCAGGUUUCAUAAGAGCUAUUCUGAUAUGGUCAAGAAUAAGUACUUGCCUUACAUUCUGGACAUGGCUAAACGAAUCAAAGAUCAGAACAAAGUUGUGAAGUUUUACACCACCAGGGGUGGAAGAGAUGGAUGGAGUUCUAAAGGGAUAAAGCUUGAUCAUCCCAUGACCUUUGAGACCCUUGCAAUGGAUGGAGAGUUAAAGCAACAAGUGAUAGAAGAUCUUGACAGUUUUAUUGGAGGAAAAGAGUAUUAUAAGAAGAUUGGUAAGAUUUGGAAAAGAGGGUAUUUGCUAUAUGGUCCUCCUGGAACUGGGAAGUCGAGCUUGAUAGCUGCCAUCGCUAAUUAUCUUAAUUUUGAUAUCUAUAACUUGAACUUAUCUGCUGUGAACUCUGAUUCUUCCCUUGAGUACUUGUUGCUUCACAUGUCGAAUCGAUCAAUUCUUGUUGUGGAGGAUAUUGAUUGCUCAAUCAUGCUACAGAAUCGUCAAACACAAGAUCAUCAAUCUGACAGUAUUAGUAAUAACCAAAUUCCUCGGCUGCCUCAGGUAACACUGUCUGGACUUCUUAAUGCCAUUGAUGGCCUAUUGUCCUGCUGUGGAGAUGAAAGAAUUAUAAUUUUCACUACCAACUAUAAAGACCGCAUUGAUCCUGCAUUGCUAAGAGCAGGUCGGAUGGACAAGCACAUAUACCUGUCCUACUGCACAUACUCCACCUUCAAGCAGCUAGCAGCCAAUUACUUAGAUAUUUGGGAUCAUGAUCUCUUUUCUUGCAUUGAGAGGCUCCUCAAAGAAGUUCAAGUUAGCCCUGCAGAUGUUGCAGGUGAACUAAUGAAAGCCAAAGAUCCAAAGACUUCUCUAAAUGCCCUCAUCAGGUUUUUGGAAAACAAGAAACUAGAAGCUCAAGAACUUGAGGUUAGAUCAGAACAAAGUGACAGCUUUAAUCAGAAGGAUGAGCAGUCACAGAAGUCCUGCAAGACCACCGACUCUGGUGAUAGUUGCUUCCAGAAUGAAAAUGAAUUCAAGUCUGUCACAGCUCAUUCUAGUGCCCUGAAGAAAAAAGAGUAUACAGUUAAGGCAGAAUUUGAGCAUAUCCUUGAAGCUGUCCUGUUGAAGCAUGGAGAUAUUGCUGCCAAUUGCUCAUUGCAUUCUCUGCAAUGCCGAUCAUCCUUCUUGGACAUUGUGUGUGGCAUCAUCCAGAAGCUACAAGCAACAGAGACCAAUGAUCUAACACAAUUUGAGCUCGAGUCUAUGUCAAGCAGUGUACAUGAUCUUGAAUCAGUGCGACUAGAAGUUGGCUGGCUGCGACAGAGAUUGGAAGAGAUUAUUCAAGCUGUGCCACCAAAGAAAAUCAAGAGUGAAAAUGUUGAAGACACCAAGGAGAUGGAUAGAAAGCAGGACGACAGAAAUGAAGAGACAUUAACACUACCAAAGGAGACUGCAACAACCCCAAUAACUAAUACCAGACUGCAUCCUCUGCACCACAAGUCAUUGGUUGAUGGGUUACUCUGACUCGGUCCUUUUUCAUUCUGUUGGGGAACUUCUUUCACUUACAUUUUCUUGUCAACUUGCAUAUGUCCAGCACUCUCCCAAGAAAUUUCAAAGUAUUCAACCUUAAACAUCCAUGGCAA
Molecule: messenger RNA, 2475 nt
Organism: Ricinus communis (castor bean)
Lineage: Eukaryota; Viridiplantae; Streptophyta; Magnoliopsida; Malpighiales; Euphorbiaceae
Product: AAA-ATPase At3g50940
Exons: 3
Coding region: 464-2356 (630 amino acids)
Molecular function (GO): ATP binding; ATP hydrolysis activity
Source: RefSeq, a predicted model, not a curated record